Messenger RNA from Phytophthora infestans T30-4, 1265 nucleotides. RefSeq lists its product as uncharacterized. The record is from RefSeq and is a predicted model, not a curated record. The coding region runs from base 1 to 1155 and encodes 384 amino acids. The transcript is spliced from 2 exons. Lineage: Eukaryota; Oomycota; Peronosporomycetes; Peronosporales; Peronosporaceae.
AUGAAGCUUUACGGCAUGUUCCUCAUGGCUGGGGCCAUGGUCAGCGCCGUCUCAGCCGGCGCCGGCAAGAUCUGCGAUAUGGAUCCUGUCGUGACUCCUGCUCCAGCGACGCCGGUGACCGACGCCCCGGUCCCGCAGACUGACGAGCCGGCCACACCGGCUACGGUAGCUCCGGUCACUGAAGCUCCCGUGACGCAGGUCGACACUCCUCAACAGCAGGGCAGCGAGGUGGCCGUCGACGGCCGGCACGGUCUCGAGCUCCUACUCGUACACGGGCGUGAACUGCGGACAUAUGAGCAGGUGACGGACAUCGCGUCGUGCAUCAAGACGCCGGUGACCACGUCCAACCCUGUGUCGCCUCUUGACUCGGGAGUCACUCUUGCUCUUCGUGGUCCCAUGACGAUCUCCGGCAUCGGCGUGUUCAUCAACACCAACGGCACAUGGGCCAAGGUCUCGUCCUACGAGAACGGCGGUGCCGCCACCAACAUGGUGUUCCUUAAUAACGAGAACAUUGAUUACACCGGUGGAGGCUCACCCGAAGGAUUCUGCGAGGCCGACGGCACGGGUGUCGCCAAGCAGUCCACCCCUUUCAGCGGCACGCUAGCUGCGGCCUCAAACCCGGGUGGUGGCUCCAUCGUCGCUUCUGAGGCCACCGGUGCUGAGGUGCACAUCAUGACGGAGAACAAGUGUGGUGUUGACGUCGAGUGCGAGGGCGCGUAUGACAAGGAUGGCACGGCUUAUCAGGGAUGGACUGGCGGCAAGAAGAUCUUCGUCUUCAAGGUGUCUAUGGCGGACGGUGGCGCCCCUAACGUGCCUGCCGCCUGGCUCCUGCCAGACCAGGUGACUCACUCCGGUCAGUACGGCUGCAACUGCCGUGGCAAGGGUCCUGCUGGUGGCUGCGGUGAGCUUGAUAUUGUUGAAGUGCUCGAGAAGGACACGAGCUACGUGGCAACGCACUUCUACUUCUACAAAGGCAAGUACAACCCGGGCAACGACCAAUUCGCCAAGCGCCCCACGGACGGCCCGGCCACCUACGUGACAAUCAUUGACGAGGACUACGGUGUUAAGGUCAUCCAGAUCGGCGCCGACGACUUUGACUUCAGUUGUGGCAGCAUCACCAACGACGUUGUCUCGCAGUGGGAGGCGGCUGAGUAAACCUGUUCAAAGUGUUAUUUUUUUUUGUCUAUAGCUUGCAAGCAUUUCCCGGCCGAUGGAUAACAGGGAUUUUUGAUCACCUCGAAGUGUCACUAUGCCAUUUUUUCGGU